AUGGCACCUGGCAGCAGCAGCAUCGACACUGACUCCGCGGGGUCCACCGGCGAGAUUGAGAAGCCGUCGACCUUGUUCGAGCUGACCGAGGACUGGGACGAUACUAUCCGCUUCUACCUCAACGGCACCAAGGUCGCCCUCGAUACUGUUAACCCCGAGGUCACGCUACUCGAAUAUCUGCGUGGGAUAGGCCUGACAGGCACAAAGUUGGGAUGCGCCGAGGGUGGAUGUGGUGCUUGUACGGUGGUCGUUUCUCACGUCAACCUGACUACGAAGAAGAUUUACCAUGCCUCCGUGAACGCCUGUAUUGCUCCGUUGGUCAGUGUUGAUGGGAAACACGUUCUUACGGUAGAAGGAAUUGGCGAUGUCAAGAAUCCCCAUGCGAUCCAGCAGCGGAUCGCGGUCGGCAACGGGAGCCAGUGUGGAUUCUGUACUCCUGGAAUUGUUAUGAGUCUGUACGCGCUCCUGCGCAACGAUCCGACUCCCGAUGAACACGCCGUGGAGGAGGCCUUCGAUGGCAACUUGUGCCGCUGCACUGGAUACAGACCGAUCCUCGAUGCCGCCCAGAGCUUCAACUCCAAGAACAACUGCGGCAAGGCCGCUGCAAAUGGCGGGUCUGGCUGCUGCAUGGACAAGAAUGGCGGCGCGGGUGGCGGCUGUUGUAAGGGGUCCUCGACGCAGAGCGACGAGCUUGGCCCCAAUGAACCGACGUUCCCUAAGCCCGACUUCAAAGCAUACAGCCCGGAUACUGAGCUGAUCUUCCCCGCCUCCCUUCGAAAGCACCAGUUCAAGCCACUGGUAUUUGGCAAUAAGCGGAAGAAGUGGUACCGACCCGUGACGGUGGAUGAAUUGCUGAGAAUCAAGAACAUCCACCCCGAAGCUAAACUGGUUGGCGGAAGUACCGAGACCCAGAUUGAAAUCAAGUUCAAGGCGAUGCGAUACAAGGCCUCCGUUUAUGUGGGCGACAUCCCCGAGCUCAAGACCUUUACUUUCCACGACGACUGCUUGGAGAUUGGCGCCAACGUAACAUUGACGGACCUCGAAGCUAUUUGCGAGCAGGCAGUCGAGAAAUAUGGACCGACUCGAAGCCAGCCAUUCAAGGCAAUCAAGAAGCAACUGCAAUACUUCGCCGGAAGACAGAUUCGGAAUGUCGCGUCGCCAGCAGGUAACUUGGCUACUGCUUCCCCCAUCUCAGAUUUGAACCCAGUAUUCGUGGCGACAAACACUAUCCUCGUUGCCAAAUCUCUUUCAGGCGAUAAGGAAAUUCCAAUGACCGAGUUCUUCCAAGGCUAUCGUAAGACAGCUCUACCCCCGGAUGCGAUUAUUGCCAGCCUCCGCAUUCCUGCUGCCGCAGAAAAGGGCGAACAUAUGCGUGCGUAUAAGCAGGCAAAGAGAAAGGAUGACGAUAUCGCUAUCGUCAAUGCUGCGCUCCGCGUUUCGCUAUCAGACAACUACGAUGUGACAAGCUGCAAUCUAGUGUUUGGUGGUAUGGCACCAUUGACGGUGUCAGCAAAGAAUGCCGAGGCCUUCUUGGUCGGACAGAAGUUCACAAACCCUGCCACCCUGGAAGGCGUGAUGAGCGCUCUGGAGAAAGAUUUCAGUUUGCCAUUCGGCGUCCCUGGUGGUAUGGCUACCUAUCGAAAGUCUCUGGCUCUGGGGUUCUUCUAUCGAUUCUACCACGACGUGCUCUCCGGAAUGGAAGUCAAAGCAUCUGAUGUGGAUCCCGAUGUUAUUGCUGAGAUUGAACGAGCUAUCUCAACCGGCCAAAAGGACAAUGAAGCAUCGGUUGCCUAUCAGCAGAAAGUUCUUGGUCAUGCUCGGCCUCACGUUGCAGCACUCAAGCAGUCAACCGGUCAGGCUCAAUACACCGAUGAUAUCCCGGUUCAGCAAAAUGAGCUGUUUGCCUGUAUGGUUCUGUCGACAAAGGCACAUGCGAAGAUUAUCAGCGUGGAUGCAUCCGCAGCAUUGGAGAUUCCUGGAGUGGUUGAAUUUCUCGAUCACACGGAUAUGCCUACCCCGGAGGCCAACUGGUGGGGAGCCCCUGUCACAGAUGAGGUUUUCUUCGCCGUCGACGAAGUCAAGACUGCUGGCCAGCCCAUUGGUGUGAUUUUGGCCCAUUCUGCAAAGAUUGCCGAGGAAGGUAUGAGAGCCGUCAAGGUUGAAUACGAGGACCUCCCAGUCAUCUUGAGCAUUGAGGACGCAAUCGAGGCCGAGUCCUUCUUUGGUCACUACCGUUACAUCAAAUGCGGUGACACCGAGGAGGCAUUCAAGAAAGCCGAUCAUGUUUUCGAGGGUAUUGCUCGUAUGGGUGGUCAGGAGCAUUUCUACUUGGAGACUCAGGCCUGUUUGGCCAUUCCCAAACCCGAAGAUGGCGAAAUGGAGAUCUGGAGUGGUACCCAGAAUCCCACUGAAACGCAAACAUAUGUUGCUCAGGUAACUGGCGUGGCUGCAAACAAGAUUGUCUCUCGCGUCAAGCGUCUUGGUGGUGGAUUUGGCGGCAAGGAAUCGCGAUCUGUUCAGCUGGCUGGAAUUUGCGCUCUUGCUGCCCACAAGACUCGGCGACCCGUCCGCUGCAUGCUCAACCGUGAUGAAGAUAUCAUCACCUCGGGCCAGCGUCACCCAUUCAUGUGCAAGUGGAAGGUCGGCGUUACGAAGGAAGGAAAGCUUCUUGCUCUGGACGCGGAUGUUUUCGCCAACGGAGGCCACACGCAAGAUCUGUCUGGUGCCGUGGUGGAGCGAAGUUUGUCGCAUAUCGAUGGUGUAUACAAGAUCCCGAAUGUGUUUGUGCGCGGUCGUAUCUGCAAGACAAACACUGUUUCGAACACAGCAUUCCGUGGCUUUGGUGGACCUCAAGGUCUCUUCUUUGCCGAGAGCUACAUUUCCGAAAUUGCUGACCAUCUCAACAUCUCGCAAGAGAAGAUCCGGGAAAUUAACCUCUACGAGCCUGGUGAAACUACACACUUCAACCAGCCUCUCAAGGAUUGGUACGUGCCGCUGAUGUACAAGCAAGUCUUGGAGGAGAGCGACUAUUACCAGCGACGCAAGGCCGUGGAAGAGUAUAAUGCUACACACAAGUGGUCCAAACGUGGCAUGGCUAUUGUUCCAACCAAGUUUGGUAUUUCUUUUACUGCUCUGUUUCUGAAUCAGGCUGGAGCUCUGGUGCACAUUUACCACGAUGGAAGUGUACUUGUUGCUCACGGUGGCGUUGAAAUGGGCCAAGGUCUUCACACCAAGAUGGUGACGAUUACUGCCGAGGCUCUCCAAGUGCCCAUGGAGGAUGUCUUCAUUGCCGAAACAGCCACAAAUACUGUCGCCAACACCUCUGCCACGGCCGCAUCGGCCAGUUCUGAUCUGAACGGCUACGCCAUUUUCAAUGCUUGCGAGCAAAUCAACGAGCGUCUCCGCCCGUACCGUGAGAAGAUGCCCGGUGCCAGUAUGAAGGAACUUGCGCAUAAGGCCUACUUCGACCGAGUCAACCUUUCUGCACAGGGCUAUUACCGUACGCCUGAUAUUGGCUAUGUGUGGCACGAGAAUACUGGCCAGAUGUUCUUCUACUUCACACAAGGUGUGACCGCCUCGGAAGUCCAGAUUGACACUUUGACAGGAGACUGGACUCCACUGCGCACUGACAUCAAGAUGGAUGUCGGACGCACCAUCAACCCUUCCAUCGACUACGGUCAGAUUGAGGGUGCUUACGUCCAGGGACAAGGUCUCUUCACCACCGAGGAGAGUCUUUGGCACCGCGCUUCCGGUCAGAUCUUCACCCGCGGCCCGGGUAAUUACAAGAUCCCCGGUUUCCGUGAUAUCCCUCAGAUCUUCAAUGUCAGUCUCCUGAAGGAUGUGGAGUGGGAGAAUCUGCGGACUAUCCAACGUUCCCGCGGUAUUGGUGAGCCGCCCUUGUUCAUGGGUAGCGCUGUCUUCUUCGCUAUUCGCGAUGCUCUGAAGGCCGCGCGAAAGCAGUGGGGCGUUGAGGAGGUCCUCAGCCUGGUCAGUCCUGCCACACCAGAACGUAUCCGUGUCAGCUGUGCCGAUCCCAUCGUUGAGCGUGCUCGGGUUCAGCCAAGGGCGGGCGAGAAGAGCUUCUUUGUCUCCAUUUAG
Penicillium argentinense is the source of this 4098-nucleotide messenger RNA. RefSeq names its product putative xanthine dehydrogenase HxA. NCBI's taxonomy places the organism in Eukaryota, Fungi, Ascomycota, Eurotiomycetes, Eurotiales, Aspergillaceae. The record is from RefSeq and is a predicted model, not a curated record. Bases 1 to 4098 code for a protein of 1365 amino acids. The transcript is spliced from 4 exons. Gene Ontology annotation, molecular function: xanthine dehydrogenase activity; iron ion binding; 2 iron, 2 sulfur cluster binding.